CGAGUACCCCACUGGUGUCUUGGAGCUGAGCAAAGUGAAAAUGGGGGAAAGGUAAAAGUUACCUCGCUGAUCAUCCUUUCCUCUCAGUGAGCUGGAGCGGGCUUGGAGAGGGGAAAUGGCCAGAUAUCAGGAUGUCAAAGCCAGGAGAGGCUGAAAAAGUCGGGGCUGACUCACCAUUGGAGGGCACAGAUUCAGACCGGAAUGGACCAGAAUCAAAUCAUCAGGCUCAGUCAAUGAAAGCCUGUCCUUUUCCUCUGUCUCCAAACCUGAGCAGCACCAAGAAUAAGAUGGAGGAGUGUGCUGACAUGUCCCCAGCCCUCCCGUCCUCUCAUGGCCCAACCCCCUCACAGACAGCCCUGCAACACACACAGCUCAUGCUGACCAGCUCCCAACUAGCAGGGUUGACAGCUCUGUUGCCGGCACAGCAGCAGUUGUUGCUGCAGCAGGCUCAAGCGCAGCUCCUGGCUGCAGCUGUGCAGCAGUCCAAUGCAGCCCAUGCAGCUCAUGCUGCCCACGCAGCCGCCCAAGCCAAUCAGCAAGCUCAGGCAGCUGCAGCAGCAAAUCAGCAAGCCCAGCAGCAGCAGCAACAGCAGCAGCAAGCAGGUCAAACGGGACAGCAGACUCAGUCACAGUCCCAGGGACACGGACAGAGUACACAGGAGCAGAGCGCCCAAAGUGUCCCUGUCCCACCUCCUCCAUCCCAGCUCACCCUCUCCCAGCCAAUCCAGCUCACUGCCCAGGAUAUUCAGCAGCUGCUGCAGCUACAGCAGCUGGUGUUGGUUCCCGGUCACCCGAUCCCAUCUCCUGCCCAGUUCCUCCUUCCACAGGCACAGCAGAGCCAGCAAGGACUCCUAUCGACACCAAAUCUUAUUCCGCUACCUCAGCAAAACCAAGGGAGCCUGCUCUCUGCUCAGACUAGAAUGGGGCUUCAGGCACAGCGAGAUAAGGGUGUGGAGGUGAGUGGUGGAGGUGUGACCACGGUGCCUUCCGUAACCUCUCACCCCGAGGACCCCAGUGACCUGGAGGAGCUCGAACAGUUUGCCCGCACUUUCAAACAAAGACGCAUCAAACUGGGCUUCACACAGGGAGAUGUAGGCUUGGCCAUGGGGAAGCUGUAUGGCAAUGACUUCAGUCAGACCACUAUCUCCCGCUUCGAAGCCCUCAACCUGAGCUUUAAGAACAUGUGCAAGCUGAAGCCACUGUUGGAGAAGUGGCUGAACGAUGCAGAGACCAUGUCAAUAGACAGCACCCUGCCCAGCCCCAGCUCCCUGUCCUCUCCCUCUCUGGGCUUCGACGGGGUCCCCUCUCGCCGCAGAAAGAAGAGAACCAGCAUUGAGACGAAUGUACGUGUGGCACUGGAGCGCGCAUUCAUGACGAACCAGAAGCCUACCUCAGAGGAGAUCCUGUUGAUUGCCGAGCAGCUCAACAUGGAGAAGGAGGUGAUCCGGGUCUGGUUCUGCAACCGCCGGCAAAAAGAGAAGCGCAUCAACCCAAGCAGUGCCACCCCUCCUCUGCCCAGCCAGACCCCCACAGCCCCACCAGCGCACAAACCACCCUGCUACAGCCCUCACAUGAUGUCCAGCCAGAUGUCACAGGCCGUGACCAGUCUCAGCAGCACAACGGUGACCACCAUGUCCUCCGUCUGUCCUCUGACUUCCAGCCUCACCUCCACCCACCCCUCUCUCAGCUUAACCCACACCCCUCUCAGCUCCACUCCUUCCCCAGCAACACCACCUCCUCCACCUAUUCCUCCCCGCAGCACAGCCAGCCCGGCCACCCCCAGCCACAGCACACUCAACCUUAACACAGGCUUAUGGCGAAUGGGUAAAAAGAAUGGUGACAUGUCUAACUACAUCACCGAUUUUGCUGCAAACUUGAGGAACACUGUGAUGGGAGUUAACACAGGGAUGAAUCAAGCCCUCCUCGGUAACAAUCCCCUGGCCACUAUCCAAGCCCUAGCAGCCAGUGGUGGUCACCUACCUCUUUCCACUCUUGAGGGUGGUAGUAAGGUGAUGUUGGGGGCUUCUGGGGGCCAAGGAGGGGGCCUCCCCUCCUCCCUCUUCCUCAACCACCCCGCCCUCCUCCACAUGGGCCAGAAUCCCAACGCCGGACUGGUCAGCACCGCUGUAGCCAAAGUCUCCCAGCCCUCGCCCUUCCCCUCAGCCAGCAGCAUUAGCCCCACACCCUGCUCCCCCUCUCCCUGCUCCAGCCCCGCCUCUUCCUGCUCCUCCAGCGAAAUGGCACACAGCCCACCGUCUCUGGGCGGGGCCAAGAUUGAGUGACGGCACCAAGGGCCAAUCAGAGAGGAGGAGGAAGGAGGAUACGAGAACCUCGCCUUUCACACCAAAGCUAUCUCUUUCUCUCUCUUGUGCUCUUCUUCCGUUAUGUUUUUUCUCAAUGGCUCUCUCUCUCCUUCUCUCCCAGUCUUUCGAUGCCAAAAAUACACAGAAUGAAAGAGGAGAGACGGAGGGAAAGAGGUGAAAGAGGGGAGA
Molecule: messenger RNA, 2492 nt
Organism: Archocentrus centrarchus (flier cichlid)
Lineage: Eukaryota; Metazoa; Chordata; Actinopteri; Cichliformes; Cichlidae
Gene: pou2f2b
Product: POU class 2 homeobox 2b
Exons: 16
Coding region: 132-2282 (716 amino acids)
Biological process (GO): regulation of transcription by RNA polymerase II
Cellular component (GO): nucleus
Molecular function (GO): DNA-binding transcription factor activity, RNA polymerase II-specific; RNA polymerase II cis-regulatory region sequence-specific DNA binding
Source: RefSeq, a predicted model, not a curated record